CUGCCAAGACAGACGUGCGGUCGCUGAUUACAUGUUGUGAGAAGCUACUAGCAGAGAACAAAGGUAGCCAGUACACCAUGGACAUGUAUCUGGAUGCCCAGGUCGAAACACAGCUGCAAUACAAAAGAGAAAUCGAACAUCUGCGUCAAAUAAUCGCUGACCUGAAAAACAAGGACUACAAAGAAGGUUCAUCAAAAAGCCCUGGCGAUACUCUGCGAAUUGUCCUGCUGGGGAAGACUGGAGUUGGGAAGAGCGCAACUGGAAACACCAUCUUAGGAAAAGAUGUGUUCAUGGAAGACCUGUCAGAUGCAUCAGUUACCGUUUUGUGUCAGAAAGAGACGGUUGAAAUCAACAGGAGGCAGAUAACUGUGAUUGACACUCCAGGGUUGUUUGAUACGAGUGUUUCUAAUGUUGAAAUCACUAAAGAAAUCACUAAGUGCAUCUCCAUGGCUGCGCCAGGUCCACAUGUGUUUCUGCUGAUGCUGAAAGUGGGACAACGUUUCACACAAGAGGAGAAAGACACGGUGAAUAUGAUCAAGGAAACUUUUGGUGAGAAAUGUAAAAUGUACACUAUGGUGCUUUUCACCAGAGGAGAUGAGCUGAAAGGAAAAACAAUUGAACAGUAUGUAGAUAAGGCUAUACCAGAUUUAAAGAAGAUGUUGUAUGAAUUUGGUAACAGAUUUCAUGUUUUCAACAACACCAAUAAAAGCAGCUAUGCUCAGGUCACUGCUCUACUGGAUAAAAUCGACUCCAUGGUGGCGGUAAAUGCAGGAAGUUGCUACACUAAUGAGAUGUUUGAGCGGGUAGAGAAAGACCUACAGGAAGAACAGAAGAGAAUACUGAAGGAAAGAGAGGAGGAGAUAGAGAAAGUGAAAAAAGAAAUGAAGGCCAAAUAUGACAAUGACAUUGAGGCAAUGAAGAGGACCAUUGAGGAAGAGAGACAGAAACAAGAGACGGAAAGGAAAAUAAAGGAGGCUGAAUUUAAAAACAGAGAAGAGCAACUCAAACAAGAAAUGGAGAAAAGAGAGCAGUUAGGGAGAGAGGAAUAUAGGAAAAGAAGAGAAGAAGAUGAAAAAAGGAUGAAGGAGUGGAUGGCUGAGAUAAACAGAGAAAGAGAGGAGAACAAAAAACAGUGGGAGAGACAAAGGGAGGAAGAUCAGAGGCGGAGAGAUGAAGAGGACAAGGAAAGAAAGAGGAAAGAAGAAGAAAGGGAGGAAGAGCAGAAAGAGGAGAAAGAGAAGUUUGAGAGAGACAAAGAGGAUAUGAAAAAGCGUGAAAAUGAAGCACUGAUGAAAUUACAGCAGGAGUUUGAACAAAAGGCAGCAGAGGAGGAGAAAAGACGGAAGAACUUAGAGGAGAGGAUCAAAUAUGCUGAGGAAAGUAAAAGGAAGGAGCUGCAACAGCUACAGUUACAUCAGCAGCAGAAGUGGGAGUGGAGGAUGCAGGAGGAGGCGAAGAGGAAAGAGGAACAACAGAAAUCCUGGGAGAAAAAGAUUGCGUCUAUGGAGGAAGGUUGGCAUCUACAGCAGAUUAGGAAGGAAAAACAGUAUGAGUGGCAAAAGCAAAAAGAAAAGGAGGAGAGAGAUUUAAAAGAAAAGGAGAGAAAGGAGAAGGAAGAGCAAGAGAAGAAAAGAAUAGAGAAUGAGGCCAAUGAAAAGAUAAGGCUGUUGAAAGAACAACAGCAGGCACAAAGAGAGAGGGAGGAGAAAGAAAGAAAAGAAAAAGACGAACAGCUCAGGAAGGAAAUGGAGGAGCAACUGCGGGUGCAACAGGAGGCCUUUAGAAAAGAGAGGGAGGACGUGGAGAAGAUACGCACUGAGGUUGAAAAAAGAAACCUUGACUUCAUUAAAGAGACGCACGACAGAGAGAUGGAGAACUUGAGGAGACAGACUGAACUAGCAGCAAGAGCACAAGCUGAGAAAGAGUUCUGCGCCAAACUCGAUGAAAAAGUUAAGGAGGCCAAAAAGAAAGGAUUUCAUGAGGGCUGUGCAAAAGUGGAGUCGGAACGAACAAAGCCAGGCAGAGACGUAGACAGAUUCGUAAACUGGAUUUGUGGGUCAGAAAAGCAUGAAGCCAAAAAAGACGAGUGA
Molecule: messenger RNA, 2090 nt
Organism: Colossoma macropomum (tambaqui)
Lineage: Eukaryota; Metazoa; Chordata; Actinopteri; Characiformes; Serrasalmidae
Product: trichohyalin-like
Exons: 2
Coding region: 78-2090 (670 amino acids)
Molecular function (GO): GTP binding
Source: RefSeq, a predicted model, not a curated record